Molecule: messenger RNA, 3925 nt
Organism: Rhineura floridana
Lineage: Eukaryota; Metazoa; Chordata; Lepidosauria; Squamata; Rhineuridae
Gene: DNAAF2
Product: dynein axonemal assembly factor 2
Exons: 3
Coding region: 125-3151 (1008 amino acids)
Biological process (GO): axonemal dynein complex assembly
Cellular component (GO): cytoplasm
Source: RefSeq, a predicted model, not a curated record
UGACUCCGUCUCCAUAGCGACCGGCCGGCCAUCCCUUUCCCUAAAACGGUGUUGAGGGGUCGCGGCGGCCCGACUCCCCUUUUUCUGUACCCGCCUCUGCGCGGCGUCUCUCGCCCCGGGAGCCAUGACGGGCCGUACGAGCCUUGAGGACCUGCAGCUGACAGGGGAUGAGGUGGAGCGCCUGACCAAGGCCUUCCAGGACGAAGGCUUCCGCAGCCUCUUCGCCGAGUACGCGGCCGAGCUGAACGACCCGGCUCAGCGGGCCAUCUACGAGGCCGAGGUGGCGGCCCUGGAGCGCCAGCGGGGCGUCGAGGCCCGCUUUAUCCACCCGGAGCCCGGCUGGGUGCUGCGGACGAGCCAGGCGGGCACCCGCCGGUGCUACCUCAACGUCUGCAGCAACCCGCAGGUGGGGCGGCCCGAGUCUCGGCCGGAGCCCGGCGGCAGCCGCUGGUCCCUUCCGCACUGCCUGGCGCCGGGUAGGGAGGAGCUGGGUCGUCGCCGCGACGGCCAGCGCGGGCCUCACCGCCUGGUCUACGACGUGGUCUUCCACCCGGAGGCCCUCCGCUUGGCGGCCCGCUCGCCCCGCUUCCGCCGCCUGGUGGACGACACGGCCCUGGAGGCGGUGGAGAAUCACUUCUCGCCCGGCCUGGACCGCGCCAACGCCGUCCCUCUCCGCGGCACCAAGUACAAGGGCGUCCCGCACGCCACGCUGCUCCGGACGCCGCUCCCCGGGGGCGCCCAGGAGCCGCCAGACGGGGGAGAAGGAGACUCCCCGCUUCCCGCUUUCCCCACCCCGUACAGCUACCCGCCGCCCAAGCCGGCGAGCGAAGCGGCCCCCCCCUCGCGACCGCCGCCGCCCGCUGCCGCCACCACGCCGCGCUGGACCCUCCAGCACCGCUCUUACGUAGACCUGCAGGACUAUCGCUACAGCCGAGACUCGGCGCCCAGCCCGGUGCCUCGCGAGCUGGUGGUGACCGUCGAGCUGCCCUUGCUCAGCUCCGCUGCCCAGGCCCAGCUGGAGAUCCGCGAGCAGGAGCUGCAGCUGGACUCGCAGCGCCCCGCCGCCUACCGCCUGCGCCUCCCCUUGCCCUACGCGGUGGACGAGGGCAGCGGCCGGGCCACCUUCAACAAAGCCAGAAAGCAGCUGGUGGUGACGCUGCCCGUCCUGAGGAAGCCCGGCCCGGCAUAUCUCCCCAGCGACGAGGCCUCGCUAGAGAAAGAGGAGGAGGAGCAAGAGGAACCGGCGCCCUCGUCGGAAAGCGGCAGUUCAAAUUCUUGCAAAGUUAUGCAGGAAGACGCUGCCUCGAUCCAGGCUGUGGAGAGCGCGGGCCUUCUCCAGGAUACCGAGCAAGCGUCUCCUGUUACCCACGUGGAGGUAUCGCCGGUGUGUGCCGUAAAAAUAGCUCCGACCACUCCUGCGGCCGUUGCCUCAACGCGUCCGGGUGAUACUUCCGAUGUGCCCCAGUGUCCUGCUAUGAGCAGCCCGGCGCCUCCUGAAGGCCACGUGCGGGCGGGCUCUAACACCUCCGAGCUUCCGCUGUGUGCUGUGGAAAUCGUCCCGGCGGGUCCCUGCGUUGCUAACUGUAGCGCCGCUCCUCCAGUGUGCAAAGAGAAUAGUCCUCCAGAUGUUCCGCCAUGUGCCAACGUUGGCAGUAGUAGUGCCCUGGAUGUAUCUGUUCGGCAUGAAGGUAUCGAUUCGGUGUCCCCUGCUCCUUCCGUGCGUAUUGACACCAAGGUAGAGCUUCCCGAACACUCCAGCACAACCGACCCUGCUACAGGAGUAAGUCAGAUGCUUUCCUGCACCGACAUGGAUCUUAAUAAAGGCCCCGAUUUCACCAGCGCCGUGCCCCCACCAUGCCCCAGCGACACCAUGGCACCAUGUGUGGACCUCUGCGACAGCAUGGAUCACUCUGUGGCAACCGCGUUGUGCCUUGACUGUUCUAAUAUAGAUCAGAGGCCAGAGUUCUCUACAGGAAGGGACCUUACUGUGCCACUUGUGUCCCCCAAUACCAUCAGCCAUGUGGAAGAUUCUGUGCCUGCUCCACCGUGCCCCAGAAACAGAACCUCAGAUUCUCCUCUGUUGUCCACCACAGGCCUCAGCCUUGACACAGAUGCUCUCACAACCUCUGCUAGCUUCCUGGACUCUCCUGUGCGUGCUGCAAGCACAGCUCCCUUGUGCCCUCCUUUUCACUGCACUCAGGAUGACAAGUCCUUGACCCUGCUGUUAGAGGUACCAGGCAUUGUUCCCCAGAGCCUCAUGGGGGAGGUAGGAACAAAUUACUACAGGGUUAGUUUUUCCAGCAGAGACUCUGCUUCUUACAUGUUCCUCUUGCAGUUUCCUCCAGAAAAUAAACUGAGUCCUCCUGAGUUUGAACUUGACGUGUCCCUCAGUAAUGCUGUCAUCUCCCUCACCAAGUCUCCUGAGACCACUGGACUUUGGACAAAGUUGUACUUUGGCUCAAAUGCUGAUUCCUUGCAGGAAAGGUGGUUCGUCACUGAAGACAAUGUGGAUGCAUUUCUGGGCAGCCUUCCGAGCAUGUCUUGUUCCAGCCAGUCCGAGAUGGAACAUCAGCCAUUAAUUGAGGUGUUGGAUGUCUCAGAGGGCAAAAGUCAGAUCAGAUUAAAGGCACAGGAGCAGAACAGCUUUAAACGUGACAAAAUAGAAGGAAGAGUUAAUCCCCAGAGAGAGGAUGGUGGACAAGAAAACGGCAGUGAACUCUCAACAGAUGCAGAAAGCUGCCCCAUGCAAGGUGAAACAGCUUCACACUCGCUGAUAUCCAUGGAAACAAUGGGCCAAGUUGGCGGGGGAUUGGGCCAUUGUUUGGAGCUUGACCCCAGCGACCCCAACUUGGCAAGGCCUGAGAAAGUGCAGAUAAGAGGGUUUCAUGAGUCAGAACUUGCUUUCACAACCAGCAAAAGAGCCACAUCCACAGCACAUGCUGAGCUUCAUUGCGGGGACCCUGCCCAAACCGGAGGGGGAGAGGAUGCACGUUCAGAGUCAGCACAGAACAAUCAUGACCUGGGCAGUAGGCCGGCUCCCCCUGUGUUAAAGGAAACAGACAUGCAGAAUGGAAGUGUGCAGUAUAUUCGCCAUCACACAACGCACUGUGUGGUCACCUUUGAGAAUACUUUGUUGUAUGAACUGGAUUAAUGCAUCCAUGCUAAGCUCUUGGCUCUGCAGCUACCAAAAAAUUGUUUCAUGUUUUGCAUUUCCUCUAAAGAGCACAGGAAAGAAAAGAUGUUGCAGAAAGCCAUCCAUGAGUCGAGGCAUCCCACGUGCUCAUUCACUGCUAUUUUGGAGAUUUCAAAGGUUUAGAGCGGGGUAGCCAACAUGGUGCCCUCCACGCGUUGUUGGACUGUAGUUCCCAUUACCCCCAGCCAGUGGUCAGGAAUAAUGGGAGAUGUCAUCCGGCAUCAUCUGAAGGCACCGUGUUAGCUACCCUUGGUUUAGUGUUCAGUUUGUUGCUGAAUUUCAAAAAGAAACGAGCCAUUAAGUCAAGCAGACUUUACAGUCAAGCACAAAAUUCUGUUCUGGUGAGUAGGUAGAAGAGAUGGGCUGUGGGUAGGCUGCAUCUUCAUCUGUGGAGAUAUGAAGAAGCCUUUUGCGUGGACACAUAACCAUGAUUAAACCAGGAAGUCUCUUAAUCCAUUUCUCAUUUCAUAUUUACUAGGAAACUACAAUUACCAGCUUUAGAAUGAGGCAGGAUCCUAAACCAGGGUUUGAAGUUUGUUUAAAACCCUAGCUUGUUCUGAAGCCCGUAGUUUGUUUCCUGGUUCAGAUUCUGAAAUGGGGAACCAUUGUUAAGAAACUUCUUGCACCACUAAGAAAGGAGCGAAGAGGUUGAAUGCAUGGGCACAAAUGCUGAAUAAUCUCGUCUUAAUAAACUGAGCCAUGCUCCUGAGCAAGGCCUAGUCACGCUUUCAA